Elaeis guineensis (African oil palm) is the source of this 1077-nucleotide messenger RNA. RefSeq lists its product as uncharacterized. The record is from RefSeq and is a predicted model, not a curated record. NCBI's taxonomy places the organism in Eukaryota, Viridiplantae, Streptophyta, Magnoliopsida, Arecales, Arecaceae.
UUGACAGCUGCAGCAUGGCAAGCAACAACCGCGUGACAGUUAAAAACACGCACAAACGCGUGACCAUCUCGAACCUUCCAAAUUAAAUGCAUUUUGCCUAUAAAACCAAGCUAGCGUUGGCAAGCAUACCAUAAGCAUCGAAAGCAGGAGUUCCAGGAGCGUACACAACUCAAUGCCGUCGAUAUCUGGGCCGGAGAGGGUCCGGCGAAGGUCCUCAUCGGCUCGUCCCAUGCCACCCACACCUAAAAAACCCGCCACCUGGAGGACCUAAUCCGCCUCUCCGACGUCCGCUGGCUUUAUUUAGCGGUCGGCUAGGAAAGGGGACGCAAAGAAUGGCAAAGUGGAUGGUCGGAGACGGUCCGAGAGAGCGAGGACGUGAUGAACAGGGAGAAUACCUGUGUUGUGGUGGUCCCACAGCUUGACGAGGACGGGACCCAAGUACGUAGAGGCGAGAAGGGCCAUGGACGGAGGCCAAGAUCUGAGAAUGAUGUCAAGGCGCAUCCUGGGGCACAACACUCCUGUAGCGAAAGAUUUACCGGGGAGGACAGAUGAUCAGAUCAAGAACUACUGGAACACGUGGAUCAAGCGGCGGAAGCAUGCGGGGCUACCUUUGUAUCCGCAGGAGAUGCAGCGGCAGGUUUUACUCCGGCACGGCUACCACCUCCGCCCUCCCGCCGCCGCCUCCUCUUCUGCCUAUCCUACUCCUCCGGCACCACUGCCCGCUUCCGUUCCCCACGCCCGGCUCCGCCCUCCACUGCUUUCAUUGAUGCACCCAAUGGCAUGCUGACUUUGGAGCGCUUGAUCACAAAUAUUUUGUUGAAGUUAGGAAAAGAAAGGACCGGUGUGGAGGAUAUUGCGUGCUUCAACUUUCUAAAGCCUCUUCUGUACCAAAAAAAGGAAACUUUCUAAAGCCUCUUCAGCCUUUAGGUUCCAUCCAAAGGCAUCCUUCCUUAAUAAUGCAGUGAGUGGUGCACUAAUUGGUGCGGUAGGAAAAAGAAAAAGGGAUGAUUUGAUCGAUUAGAUUGUACUUCGAAAUUCAUGUAAAUAAAAAUAAAUUAUAUUGAAGAACUGCUUGAU